This is a messenger RNA of Trichoplax adhaerens, 651 nucleotides long. RefSeq lists its product as uncharacterized. The coding region runs from base 1 to 651 and encodes 216 amino acids. Gene Ontology annotation, molecular function: acetylgalactosaminyltransferase activity. NCBI's taxonomy places the organism in Eukaryota, Metazoa, Placozoa, Uniplacotomia, Trichoplacea, Trichoplacidae. The transcript has a single exon. Gene Ontology annotation, cellular component: Golgi cisterna membrane. The record is from RefSeq and is a predicted model, not a curated record.
AUGGAAUGGCAUCAACGUAUUCAUGUUUAUGUCGUUAUUAUUGUUCAACAGCAAGGCCAAUGGAUUAAGUACUUUCUUAAUCAAGUUAAUCGAUAUUAUAUUCAGAGUCAUGAUGAGUAUUUCAGUAUUAUUAUAGUCGAUUUCGGUAGUACAGAUAUUAAUAUUCGCGAUGAACUCGAUCGUAGUCCAUUAAAGAAGUUUAAAAUAAUUCAACUCGGUAAGAAAUAUCCUAAAUUUAUUAAAACGAUUGGGUUAAAUACCGCAAUCGAGGCAAUCGAUGAUCCCAACAGUAUUAUAUUAAUAUUCGAUUUACAUUUUAAUUUUCCUAUGGACAUACUUGAUAAUGCUAGAAAGAGAUGUUUUAAGGGUAAAACCGCUUAUACACCUAUCAUACUACGAUUAAAUUGUUAUGCGACACCAAGUCAUCCUAACGGAUUCCGAGAAAUUUUUGGCUAUGGUAUAUUAGCCAUGUAUAAAUAUGAUUUCAAACGUACUGGUGGUUACGAUAGUGUUAAUUAUCGAGAGCAAUGGGGAGGCGAAGAUGUUCAGAUGGUUAAUUCUAUUUUUACUCAUAAUUUAGAUGUAGAACGAGUUUGCCAUCCUACUUUAUAUCAUCAUUACCAUCGUUCUCUACCAUGGAAGCUUGUGUAG